Messenger RNA from Helianthus annuus (common sunflower), 844 nucleotides. RefSeq names its product guanosine deaminase. The record is from RefSeq and is a predicted model, not a curated record. Gene Ontology annotation, molecular function: guanosine deaminase activity; zinc ion binding. Gene Ontology annotation, biological process: purine nucleoside catabolic process. Lineage: Eukaryota; Viridiplantae; Streptophyta; Magnoliopsida; Asterales; Asteraceae. The coding region runs from base 23 to 700 and encodes 225 amino acids. The transcript is spliced from 5 exons.
CAACUUUAUAUAACGAAAGUAGAUGCAUCAAACGAAACCGACGAUCUCCUUCCUCCACACAUCUCUCUCUUUAUCUUUUCUAUUUCAUUCUCUGUUCGUUCGAAUCAAACUCAUACACCCCAACCAAAUCAUCUUCUCCAUGGAAGACACUAAAGUUGUUGAAACUAAGGAUGGGACGAUUGCUGUCGCCUCGGCGUUUGCAGGCCAUCAGGAAGUGGUCCAAGAUAGAGACCAUAAGUUUCUAACACGCGCUGUGGAAGAAGCUUACAAAGGAGUGGAAAAUGGAGACGGUGGCCCGUUUGGUGCGGUUGUGGUUCGGAAUGAUGAGAUUGUUGUGAGUUGUCACAACAUGGUUUUGAACCAUACAGACCCGACUGCACACGCAGAGGUCACCGCGGUUAGAGAGGCGUGCAAAAAGCUUAACCGUAUCGAGCUUUCUGAUUGUGAGAUAUACGCCUCGUGUGAGCCCUGCCCUAUGUGCUUCGGCGCCAUUCAUCUUUCAAGAAUUAAGAGGCUGGUUUACGGUGCUAAAGCUGAAGCAGCAAUUGCGAUCGGGUUUGAUGAUUUUAUAGCAGAUGCACUGAGAGGCACUGGUCAUUAUCAGAAAGCUAACUUGGAGAUCAAGAAAGCAGAUGGCAACGGAGCCAUGAUUGCUGAACAAGUAUUUGAGAAAACCAAAGCCAAAUUCUCAAUGUAUUGAUCUCAGAUUCAUAUAAGCUUGCUCAUGAUUUGAUUUAACUGUUUGAUUACUGAACAAUUUCUUGCAUAUUUACCACUCAGAUUAAAAAGGUAUAAAAUCUGAUGUUUCUUCAUUUACUGAUUGAAUAAAAUUUAGAAUUGAUUA